UCUUAUCAUGCUAUAUGUGGCAUACACAGGAAUCUUCUUGUAUCUACAAAUAAAAACCACGAAUCCACAACCACGACGGACGAUCGUAUCAUGGAGAAGGCGGCAGGGGAAGAGGAGAUCGCCGGUGAGGAGCGAGAGAAGGCGGCGCCGAGUGCUCCAACCCCGAGGAAGAGGAAGAGGAAGAGGGCAGCCACCACCAUCGAUGGCGGCGCUUCAGUUGCGCGGAUCUGCGACGACGUCGCCGUCAACAUCCUGGCCCGCCUGCCGGCCCGCGCCGCGGUCGCGUGCACGGCGCUCUCGAAGCACCACGGCGGCCUGAUCCGCAGCCCGGAGUUCAGGAGCCUCCACUGCCGCCUCGGCGCGCCGCUGCCCCGCCCGCACAUCGCCUACGUCGCGACGGCGCCCAUAAGGAGGAGGCCCGAGCAGGAGAACCCCGUCAGCGUGUUCCACGGCUUCCACGUCGCCGGCGCCGGGCUCAUCAGCGGCGACGCCCCGAUGCGCGCCCUCACCGGGUGGAGGCACCUCGGGACGCAAUACGUCGGCACGUGCAACGGCGUCGUGCUCCUUGCCAGCGAGGAGUUCGCGGCCCCGUGCAGGUGCACCCUCUGGAACCCGGCUGUCGCCGACGCCGCGAGGGAGGUGACGGUCCCGGAGAGCGAGUGCCUCGUGCUGGGGUGUAACAACCCACAUAAUAAUUACCUUAAUUAGGAUUAAUUGAGAGAUUGAUAUAAUCAUUAGCACUAAUUGUGGAAGCAUCCACACACACAGAGGCCAAGUCGUGCCCAAAUUGGCCACGGCGCACACUCGCGCAAGCUCGCGACGCGCGUCCCCGCCCAUGCCGUCCUUAUCUCGCUCGCAGGCCCAGCUCGCUCCUCUCCCGAAGCCUCUCCAUGCUACCGAGCCGCCCACGCCUCUUUCUCUCCUUCUCGCGCGAGCGCCGAGCCAUGGCCGCCGCCUCCGCCUAGCUCGCCGUGGAGCUCCCUCCUCCGACCUCCCUCGGCCCGAACCGACCCGCCCACAAGCUUCCUCACGCCCCACCAGUGCUCCUCGGCCCGAGCCCGCCCCGAAUCGGCCGCCGAAACCUCGCCGUGGUCGCUCGCCGCCGCCGCCCAGACCACUGCACCGUCGCCGGCCCUUCUUCGACCGUCGCCGGCCCUUCUUCGACCAUCCCCGGCUCCAACUCUUGCUCUAAAUCGGUCGCAGGUGAUGCUCUCAUGCUUUUCCCCCGCUUCCUAUCCGCCGGAAUGGCUCCUCUCGCCGGAAUCGAGAGCCUUAGGCGCCUCCUCUGCUUCCAGCUCGCGAGAGGGACCCCAGAAUCGUAGCCGAGGACGUCGUCUAUGAGUUGGUCGUGAAGUCCAGAACCAGCAAUACAGGACCAGGAAAAAGUUCGUGAAGACCGAGCCCAAGGCCGCAAGUAAUACUAACCUCGCUCAGCAAAAG
Panicum virgatum (switchgrass) is the source of this 1440-nucleotide messenger RNA. RefSeq lists its product as uncharacterized. The transcript has 2 exons. Bases 91 to 708 code for a protein of 205 amino acids. NCBI's taxonomy places the organism in Eukaryota, Viridiplantae, Streptophyta, Magnoliopsida, Poales, Poaceae. The record is from RefSeq and is a predicted model, not a curated record.